AUGGCAGAUCUUCUCGAAGAAGAAGAAGGUGAGCCAUGGGGACAGUCCCUGCCACCCUUCUCUCAACACUUGAGAGAAAACAUCCUUCAGAAAUAUCCAGACAGCGGACAGAUCCUAAAGGAACUGAUCCAAAAUGCAGACGACGCAGGCGCUACCGAGGUGUCAUUUCUCCUUGACCAUACCGACUACCACACAUGUGGAGUCCCAUGCAGGGUUGCUGGACUCCAGCAGUACCAGGGACCGGCCCUGUACGCCUUCAACAACGGCGUGUUCACGGAGCAGGACUGGCAGGGUAUCAAAGACACCGAACAGGGGGCGAAACGGAAGGACCCAUUGCGGAUUGGGCGGUUUGGGGUUGGGUUCAACUCAGUGUAUCAUAUCACAGACAUGCCAAGCGUUAUGAGUGGAAACUACAUCCUCAUCCUGGAUCCACUGAACACAGCCUUUCCUGAAGGCGGGCGGCGCUUCAAGAUCGCCGGCUGGAUGAGGAGGUACGCAGAAUUCCUUCCCUUCUUAGACAAGCUAGGGAAUAAGAUAUACCAUUACCCCCAAACGCUGUUUCGUUUCCCCUUGCGCACCGCUCCAUCUGAUCUGUCGGAUACCAUCUACACACCGGCAAGAAUGCGCGAGCGUUACAGUGAACUCAUUGCGGACAGCGAUUGUCUCCUCCUAUUUCUCAAGAACGUAGAGAAAGUUACCUUUAAAGAGAGGUAUGGCAUCCAUGGCGAAAAAGUUGCUCUUAUCACAAUUGACAAAGAGCACGACAAGCCACGGUGGGCAAGAUUUCUCGAAGAUGUAUCCUUGGGGAAAAGGGAUGUCGAGAGCUGCGAACCAGUGAUAAUAAGAACUAAAAACGCACAAGGCGAAGAGGCGACAUCUGAGUGGUUAGUGAAGACCAAAGUGUACGAUCUUCCUGACCGCGUGGAACAGCAGUUGUGCAGCCGGCUAGAAGUCAUACCGUGGGUAGGGGUGGCAAUGAGGGCACACGAGCCUCCAAAGGGGCGAGUGUUUUGCUUCCUUCCACUGCCUUCUGACCCAGAGAACUCCACCGGCCUCCCAGUACACGUCCACGGGUACUUCGGCCUCAGCGACAACCGGAGAUCUGUGACGUGGGAGUCAUCCGACCAACGAGACGACACGACCGAGUGGAACAAGCUGUUACUCACACGUCUCAUUCCUGAAGCAUAUGCAGAGCUACUAGAGGCAGCCACAGUUCACUUUAAAGAAUCCCGCACCGCCUUACCGUCCCUGGUAUACGACUCAUGGCCAGACCAAUUGCAAAUGACAACAAGAUGGGAAGAUCUUCUUUCCCAAUUCGCAGCGAAUGUCGUCAAGUUAUCCGUAUUUCACACGAAGGCUUCAGACGGACAAUGGCUACAUCUCUCUGAGAUUUGCACCAAUGACAUUGACAACAAAGGUAUCAAAUACGCAGUCGAUGAAAUACUGCUUGGUGCAGGUGUCGACGUUGCGACGCUUCCAGUACAUGUGAAAGCCACUGUAGUAACAGAACCUGACGACGAGCCAAAAUCCGUGUCUCCCGAUUUGGUAAGAAAAACACUGAAGCGUAUCCCCGAUAUGCAAUUAAAUACUACCAGACUAAACAAGCUUCAUCUGCUGGAAUACACAAUGUCUGACAGCUCUUACAAGGACAUGGUAGGCUUACCUCUCCUACCUCUCAAGUCGAAUGAGUUCACGUGUUUUACACGUGCAAACGCGGGGCCAGUUGUGUAUCUGUCCUCUGAAAGACACCCCGCAAGUCUUCUACCAUGCCUCAACCACCGGUUGGUUGAUGAUGACAUCGGCCCAGAACUUUCAAAACACCUAGUGACCUUGGCACAGACAAGGGUUACACAAGUUCGAGAGUUGACCCCCAGUGACGUUGUGAGGCUACUACCCUCCGCGUUACCUCAACAAUGGCUCCAAGGGUCCCCGAGACAGAUUCUAUGGCAAACAGAAAAGGUUGCGCAGCCCCCAAAGAAAUGGCUUUCAACAACUUGGGAAUGGAUAAUACAAGAGUUUCCUGAUUCGCUGGAGCAAUUUGAGAGUUUACCGCUUCUUCCAGCAAACACUCCAUCUCUUCAGAGCAGAGAUGUCACCCUCUUUCCACUACGCAAAUUUGGGGCAAUGAUGAAGGAGGGAGGAUCUUCGAAACAACUCGGCAUUUGUGACAUCAUGGAAAAAGUUGGCGUUAACCUCGUAGACUCCGCAGUGCCGACAGUCAUUCCACACAAAUGUCUGAUGUCACGCUACAUUGUUCAACCGACGCCAGCAGGGGUCUUGUCCGUUCUCAAUGGACGGGAGAAAUUGGUUGGAGCCUUGCUGACCAGAGACGAGAAGGUCCGGCUGAGACGUUUCCUUUCAAAAAUGGAAGACGAAGACUUGACGGCAGAACGCAGAAUCGUAUUGAGCAACCUUCCAAUACUGGAACGCCAGAAGACCACCGGACCAUCUGCCCCGACUGAGUUUACAUCAGCCAAGUGCACGUCUGUGGCAAUGCCAAACGACGACUUUCCCAAAGAUGUACGCAUACCAUUGAAACGGUGGCUUCUCUCUUCACGUGAUAGCAGUUCUGUGAACAUUCACAGGCUACUAAAGCUCCAAAGCUUGACGCUGGCAAAGCUAUUAAUCGAAGACGUUCUACCCGUGACGCCAGACUUGCCUCCUACAAAUGUGCAGAAAUUAAUGACCUGGGUCCUUGACAGGCUACCCUCCCUACAGCUUCAAGCGAGCGGCAUCGUAGACCAUAUUAAGAGCAUCGCAUUCGUUACUCUGUACGGUGGUGAAGUUGCUAAACCCUUAGAACUUUUCGACCCCACGCGUUCUGAGCUCCAGGACCUUUUUGCGGGUGAAAACGUGUUUCCUACCGGUGAAUACCGUACAGAGCCACGUUUUUCCAGACUGAAGCAGUUGGGGCUGAAGACUAAACCGGCAAUAAAUGAUGUACUGAAAAGUGCCAGGCUGGUGUCAGAUAUGGAACCACGUAUUGCCAUCAAAAAGGCCAAGAUGGUUUUUAAAUAUGUGAUGAACAAGCCCCGUUCAUUACGUUUCACUGAAGGCGACCAACAGUUACUCAAAAGAUAUGAGUGGAUGCCCUGCAGACGACAGAGACCAGAAGGCUAUUCUCCUGAAUUAGGGUGGUUUGGGAAGAACGUAGUAACGGCUAGGCCUCAGGAUGUAGCUGACAAGACGAUGAUAAACCUGGUAGGAUCAACGAUGCCCAUCUUAGAUGGCGAUGCUUCUGAAGAUUUCAAGUCCACCUUCGAUUGGCCAAAACCGCCACCAAUCGACAAGGUUGCCCAGCACCUGAAAUCAGUCAUCCACACCUACGUGAAUAGUACGCCAGGGAGUGGGUUGGGGGCUCUUUCCGACAUGAUCAUCCAGAUUUACCAGUACUUUGCCGAUACGCAAGUGAGUCGUGAACAGCUUCAGAACGAGUUUUCUCGUCUUGGUCUGACAAAUUGGGUUUGGCACGGGAGUGACUUUACCUCCCCUGAGAGAGUUGCCGUCCGUUCAGACAUGACUUUCGAUCUCAGUCCUUAUCUGUUCGUUCUCCCUCCCCAACUCAUCUCUGACGAAGGACUGAGAAACUUCUUCUUGCAGAUGGGAGUUUCCGAGACAUUUGGGAAUGAACAUGUCGUGAAGGUGUUGCAAGACAUCCAAGGGGACGGGAAAGGGUCGAUGUCUCAGUCGGAACUAGACCUUUGCAUAAAAAUCAUCAACUUUCUGACGAAAAACUGCACUCAAGAGUGCACUGCAGAGGGUCUGUUGGUUCCGACACAAGACGACGAUGGCCAGACUAGACUUGCACCACCCAAGGACUGCAUGUACUGUGAUAGCGAUUGGCUUCGUGAGAAAGGACCUGAAUACAAAGAGGUUAAAUCAUUUCGAAUGCUACACCAAAGUAUUUCUCCCACAAUGGCUAACCUGCUUGGAAUCCCAUCCAUGACGCACAAAAUUGUUCAACCUAAAGCUCUUGGACCAGGUAUGAAACUCUUCGGACAGAAGGAACCAAUCACAAGACGACUGAAGACAAUCAUAGAUGAGUACAAAGAAGGCUCUGGAAUCUUUUAUGAGCUCAUCCAGAAUGCUGACGAUGCAGGUGCAACUGAAGUGAGGUUUGCCGUAGAUUGGAGACAAAACUCACAAGCUAGGAAGUCAUUGUUGUCCGAUGGCAUGGCCGAUUGCCAAGGCCCCGCACUCUGGGCUUACAACAACAAGGUGUUCACAGACGAAGACAUACAAAACAUCACGGAGAUCUCUGGAGCGACGAAGAAAAAGGACACCAACAAAAUCGGCAGGUUCGGCUUGGGAUUCAACUCUGUCUAUCACAUCACAGACGUGCCAAGCUUCAUCAGUAGGAACUACUUCGUCUGCUUCGAUCCGCACACAACACAUCUGUCACCACUGGUGAAUCACAGUGAACCAGGGAUCCAGAUUGACUUGAGUCGAGAUGAAGUACGAAGUACUUACAGUGAUCAGUUCAAGCCGUUCGACGGCAUAUUUGACUGUGACAUCUUCACCUCUGACAGGUAUCCAGCCACACUGUUCCGAUUUCCUUUCCGUACUGAGCAAGAGGCCCAGCGUAGUGAAAUCAGCAGCACAAUGUACGAUCGUGAGCGAUUGUUUCAGCUUUUAACCCACUUUGCUCAGAGUCUCGACACUCUCUUACUCUUCACCGAACAUGUUCGCUCUGUGACAGUUAUGGAAAUAGAUGAAGAGGGGAGACACAAAGACCUGAUGCACGUUAAGAGCACAGUCAAGCCUCUGAUAGAGUCCCUACCACUAAACUACCAACAGACUAAAGACCAACCACCCGGCCUCCUGCAAAUAACAUCAUCGUACAUGAAAGACCAACAGAAGAGAUGUCUCCAAGAAAUACCAUCGAGACUAAAUGACGUCUCAAUGGAAGUAUUUGACAGCAGGAUAGCGAUAGAACCAGUGACAGGUAUAUCCACGAGUUGGAUGAUCUCUUCCUGCAUUGGAUCAGCUGAAUCUCUGAAGAUGGCUCAAACUCAAGAGGGAAGAGAGAACGGUCUGCUUCCAUGCGCAAGUGUUGCAGCAUGCCUCCAAACAGGCACGGCUCUUCCAACAAGAAUCGAAGGGAAAGCUUUCUGUUUUCUCCCUCUGCCAGAAUGCACGGGCCUGCCCAUACACGUGAAUGCUCCGUUUGCCAUACUUUCAAGCCGACAAGGAAUCUGUAAGAGUUCUGGCUCGGGCAUGACGCAACCAAUAGAAUUGGAGUGGAAUAAGUGUCUUCUACGGGACGCUAUCCCCUCUGCAUAUCUUACCCUUCUUCAACAUCAUGCACUUGUGAAAGGCAAUUCUGUAUCGCAUAUCAGUGAUCCAUUUGGCAUUUGGCCAAACAAAGCAAACAUGCAAGAUCCUUUGUUUCGAGAAAAUCUUGUGCCUUGCUUCUAUAAGAAGGUCUUGAAGUCACCAUCGAAGAUCCUACUCUCCUUGAAGAAAAAUCGGAUAUGCAUGAAAGAGGCCUCCUUCCUACACCCCUCUGUCAGAGAGAGCCCAGUUGGCAGUGAAGCCCUACAGAUACUGUCCAUUUGGAUGGACCAUGUCCAGGAGCAAGCGCCGGUUGUUGAUCUGCCUCGGUGGGUGUAUGAGGGGUUUCGUACGUGCAACGACCCUGAGAAAACUGUCGAAAAAAGAGCGUUCAGCUUGGAUACCUUGCUCAGUGGGGUCUUCUGUCCUGCAGUGAAGAAAGGCUAUCUGUCAGAUCACAGGUCUAUCCUCGACAAAUUUGUUCUUUAUCUACUUGAUGAGGUCUUUGCUGAACAUUCAGCAGAAAGACAAAUAUCGUACACGGCGUUACGAGAGCUCUCUUGUGUGCCAAGCUCUCCACAAGGUAACGUACUGCGCUGCCCAUGUGAAUUAGUCGACCCUAAGGGCACAGUGGCCAAACUUUUCGACGACGAUGACCAAAGGUUUCCAUACGGUGAAGAGCUCAGGAAACUUAAGAGAAUGGAAUCUCUUAGGCAACUGGGGAUGAUGGUGAACACUCUCCCAUGGAACUUAAUAUUUGAACGUGCAACAUCUUGUGAGAAGCUGUAUCAGGGAAAAGACCACCGUAAAGCUCUUGUAAGGAUGUCGUUUCUCUACACAUUCAUCAUGGGAAAGCCUGCUCUUAACAAAAACAAGGCGAGUAUGACAAGUUUUGCAAGGAUCGCCGUGCAGCAUCUGCUGAUGGUCGCAGAUAACCCACCUACGGAUCAGGACAGUCUACCAGCCCUUCAGACCUUUUGCCAUGCAGUGUAUGCGCUUCUUCAGAGCACCACUUGUAAGACAAUAACCCAGGAUGGAAAGAGGAGGGAGCAAUGUGUCAUCAGUGAUGAUGAUGUAAAGAACAAUCUCACCGACAGGCCAUUUGUCUACAUCACCAAGGACGGCAACUUUGUAAGACCGAGAGAGCUGGCCUUCAAGAAUCAAGGACGAGCUAUGAAAAUGCUCAAAGUUGUACCAGUCGAACUUCAAAAGUACAGUACUUUUCUUAGAUCUUGUGGAGUCCGGGAGUAUUUUGAGGCCACAGACUUUGUAGACGCUUUGAAAAAUAUCGCAGACAAGUACGGAGGCCAGCCACUUGACGCAGUCGACCUUCAGGAUUCACUCGCUCUGGCUCAUAACCUUGAAAAAGAGCAUGGCCGUCUUGGCAUCAAAAUGUCUUUGAGAAGCAGAGUCUUCCUGCCUGAUCAGAAAGGGAUUCUUCGAACAAUUCCGGAGCUUACAUACGACGACGCCCCUUGGCGACGUAAAGACCCUUCGACUCACGACUACCUCUUCGUCCACCACGAUAUCCCACCCAAACAAGCCGUGAUUUUCUUUGGUGUGGAGACUGUGAGGUCCAAACUGGUCGACCAAACAGCUGAGGACUUUGGCGACAUUGGAGAAGAAUUUGGCCAAGGUGAGGAACUCACCGACAGGAUCAAGGGCAUUCUGGAAUCAUAUUCCACACCAAUCGACAUUUUCAAAGAACUGCUUCAGAAUGCAGACGAUGCAGGAGCAACUGAAGUCAAGUUCAUACACGACAAAAGACGUCAUUCAGAGGAAAAGAUCUUCAGCACAGAAUGGAACCAUCUGCAGGGUCCAGCUCUACUGGUGUACAACAACAAAACAUUCAGUCAAAGUGACAUCAAGGCAAUCCAGAAGAUCGGAAAGGGAAACAAACAAGAGACGGAUGUCGCCAUAGGGAAGUUCGGUGUCGGCUUCAACGCCGUGUAUCACAUCACAGACUGCCCCUCCUUCAUCACAGACUCACAACGGAUGUGUAUAUUUGACCCACACACUCGAUAUAUCCCAGGAGCUACAAUGAGAAGGCCAGGGCGGUUGGUUCCUAUGGAAGCUUUGGAAGAUAGCUUUCCAGACGUCCUAAAAACGUUCGUCGUGCCAAAUCAAGAAGCCCCUUUAAAAGGUUCCACUUUGUUUCGCUUGCCUUUACGCUCAGAAGGAAUGCCAUCAAGCAACAUCACAGACGAUACAUUUCAAUCCACUGAUAUUGACUCCAUGAUGGAGUCAUUUUGGAAGAAAGCCAACCAGGCCAUCUUGUUUCUCAAUAACAUCGAGAAAGUGUCCUUCGCCACAAUUGAAGGAAAUGAUCCAAAUCAACAAAAACAAGAACGCUACACUAAACACUAUGUUGUAAGAAAGGUAUUGUCCGAGGCAACAAAGGCCAAGCGAGGUGCUCUUGCACAACACAUCAAGUGGCAAUCAUCACAAAGUCAGAGGACUGACAGGACACAUGGCAUGCUAUCCAUUACACCGAAACAGGAAACGUACCAACUUGACAUUGAGGAGACUGAUGACGAGGAGGUAUCUGUCAAUAAGUGGCUUAUUUCAGAGAGAGUGGGGUUCGACAAGCCACCAGACCUCCACACAGAAGAGCUGUCAUUUGCCCGACUAAAGUACUUUGUGCCACGUGUAGCUGUUGCAUCUUUGCUUGAUGAGACUCGGCUUGACAGAUCACAACCUCCCAUCGUUGAGGGUAAAGCGUUUUGCUACCUUCCUUUGCCAACAAAAACGACGUGUCUUCCCGUUCACGUCAACGGCCACUUCGCCCUAGAUUCAUCCAGGAGAAACCUAUCAAGCAGUGGUCUUCAUGGGAAGUGGAACGAGCUGUUGAAAACACAGCUGUUGGCGCAGGCUUACUUUGACUUACUGGUAGCUGCAAAAGAAGAGUUGCUGUCACCAACGUCUUCUACUAAAGGAUUCGACCAAAUUGAACAGUACUGCUCAUUGUUUCCUGUGGUGAACGAGAAGGCAGAGGCGGUUUCGUUCAACGCGUUAGCAGCUGAAGUGUACCGCAUCAUCGCAAGCAGAGACGGAACUCUUUUGCCCGUGGUUGUGAACGACGAGCAGCCUAUAGUACACUUUAAAAGACCCAGUGAAUGCUUGUUCGAAGAUGAAAGAGACGACGUGGAUGAUGCCGAAUGUCCAGGGCACACACAAAGCCGUUCCGCCAAGGUGGUUCUCUUAGCCAUUGGGUGCAAUAUUGUUGAAACGGAAUACAUGAAAAAUGUGUACACAAACUUCCAACAUGCCAGAAGCCCCGUUGAGAAGUUUUCCCCAUCUUCAGUUGUCGAAUGGCUGCGGGCACAAGACCUUUACGACUUGAAAGAUACCUGCCUUACUAAAGUUGCUUCUUGUCUUCAAGAGCUCCUGAAGUACUGCUUGUACCCGGUUCGGGAGGAGUCCCAAGACCUGGAUUCCUGCCUCCAUGAUGUGCCUUUGCUUCUUGCACAAGACAAGAAACUCUACCGAUUCAAUAAGGAUGAACACGCGUUCGUAUCCAAGUACCAUGCGCUUGUUUCUGCAAAGUACUCAUACAGGUUUGCCCACGAGACCCUUGUAGACCUGUUGUUCUCUCUUCUUCAACAAGACCAAGCAGGCAAAGUCAUCAAGCGUUUCGACAUGCAAGACAUGGCAUUGCUAGCAAAGUGCCAUCCAGACAUCUUCCCAUCUGAAUGUUUGAUUCCAGCAACUGGACAUUGCAGUUGGCACCCAGAGAAGGCAACGACGCAACCAACCACAGAGUGGAUAAAACUUCUGUGGAAAUUCUUACUCGACAGCACAAAGAAUAAACAGGAUCUUCGCCCCAUUGAGAACUGGCAGAUCAUUCCUAGCAAACGGCCGUCACUUUUCUCUCUUGCCAAUGCAAAGAUGACCUUUACAAGAGAAACCGACAAAGUUCUGGGUAUCUUGAAGAAACUGCAAUGUCCAUUUGUAAACGAGGAUCUUCUAGGUGAAGGAUUAAGCAUCAUCCACAAAAGUCUCGCUUCACCAACAAGUAGCAAAGACGUGAUAACUGUGCUUGAAGGAGUCAUGAAAGAGGGGCACAGUCUGGAAGGCAUUUUGAACGAACAGGAGUGUUCUGAUCUACUUAUACACCUUCAGCGAGACAUUGGUGACAUCAGAGGCAGUGAAAUUGACAUCCUUAAAAGCCUCCCUGUGUUUCAAACCUUAGACGGGGUGCACAUAAGUCUCUGUGGUGUCAAGGAGGUACUUGUGUUGGACAAGUGCUGGACAGAAGAGGGUGCAAAGCAGUGGCGUCCCGCAUUUUCCACAGAUGUGAGCGGCGAAGACGACGAUGAUGAUGGUGGUGGUGAUGAUGAUGUAUUGGACAUUAAUGCUCUGCUAAAGCACACUGGACGUGUGGUUUUGAGUCGCAAUGAGGCCUUGCUCGCUCUGUACAAAGCUGUGGGAGUGACGACAGUUAGCCAUGUGAUACUAUAUGUCCAGUAUAUCCUUCCUUCUUUCAAUCUCUUGAAGACAUCUGAGGAGUGCAUACCGUACAUCACUUACAUCAAAGACGAUUUACUGCCUUCUCUCCCGAUUGCCAGCUCAGAAAGGAAACAGCUCCUGCAGAAACUAAGGUCGACGGCAUUUAUCCCACAUAUUGACGGUAAACUGGUCACCUCUGAUCAGUUUUACAACCCAAAUGUGUCACUAUUUUCUGUGGCCAAGGACCAUGUGGACUUCAUUCAGUUUCCUCCAAGUCCAUUCUGGGAGAAGACUUGGAUAGACUUCUUGGUGGAAGUCGGCUUAAAAACAACAAUGGAUCCAAACCGAUACUUACAGUGUGUGAAGACGGUUGAGGAACAGUCAUGUGGAAAGCGGUCUCCAGAGUCCACAAAUAUUGAGCAUCUGGCCAGGGAAUUGGUGACAUACCUGUUCAAGCAUGUGAAUGACCUUGAGUCUGUGCUGGAAGAGGUAUCGGAAAGCUAUUUCCUCCCGUGUCACCCAGCACCCCAGCAUCUGACAGAGAUUCACCCGAGUGUGGACAAGGGAACCAUCUGUUUCCGCGGGUCGGUGACAUCUGAUCAGCAAUCCUUAGUCUGGACCACGUCUCUGGUUCUUCCGCAGUGGGCCAGUCCCCGCACAGAUAAACUGAAGAAUCUGCUGGGCGUGCAGAACCGUCCUUCACUUGACGAUGUCAUCGCCAACUGUGUCAACGUCUGUUCUGAAGUAGAGGAUGUAGAUGUUGAUCACAAUGUCCUUUCUGUCAUGGAGAGAAUCUACCACUUCUUUCAGAAGUCUUGCACAUCUGCAUCUCAUUGCUUCGAAGACAAAUUGUUGCUUCCUGGAGAAGGAUGCGGCAAUUGUCAGCAAAUCAGUAGGAAACUAAUUCAUGUCCCGUGUGUCAUUGUCGAAGCGGGUUCUAACCACCGGUUUAGCGUCGGAGCGAAGGUUGUCUUCGAAAUGAGCCAUGAAGACAGACAAGUCUUCGAUGGAUAUCUCUUUCAUCUGUUCAGACCGUUAGGGCAGUACGAGGCUUUAUUCAGAUGUCAAGGAGUUACAGAAAGCGUAACACUAGGAAAGUACGCACUUGUUCUGAGCGAAUUCGUGAACAGGUACGGCUCAGUAACCCCCCUUGAUGAAAACACCUCGCCCUGGAAGGCUGCUUGUGCGGCAGUUGGGCGUAUCGUCGACCUAUCAUGCGGAGCAAACGGACCAAAAGAGUGGCAGGACUUCAGAUCCCAAACAUCCCAUCCGGUACUUUACCUUCCAACUGAACUCAAGACCCUAGUACCAUCACAAGACAUAGUCAUAAUUGAAAGCAAAGAUUAUGAUCGGAGCAGCGUGGAGAGUCAUAAGAAAGUUCUUACACCUUUGUUAAGGCUGUCUCGAGAAGCUGUGGAGUCUAUUCCUGAAGACCUUCGCCCGGUAUUCUUGAGUGACAUCACUGAAGAGGAGUUCUCUGAAAACUCUACCCCAUGUAAGGAUGGACAAGAAUGUCCUUUCCUCGCAUUCUUUACCAAGACAUUCCUAGAUGAGACGUUUGCUCGUUCGUUAGCACUUGCCACAUCAGACAGAGGAAAAUUCACCAACAAAAGCGAAUUGAUCCCCAAGAUCCAUGCGAGGCUUGCCGGCAUAGAACUGCACUGCUACAGUAUUAUAGAACUGCAGCAGCUCGACUUGCAAAAUCAGAGCACCCUGUCACAGAACGGCAAAGAAUUUCAAGCGUAUCUGUCAGUGAUGUCAAGUGAUAGCUCAAGCUGUGUUAAAAUCUACAUGAAACACAAUGCCACUCAGUUAGGGGAUGACGCUUGUGCAACCUUCCAUCUCCAACUUGCAGAAGCGCUUUGUGAUGUGUUCAAGGAGUACAACAUGGAUCUUGGAAGUGUUCUGCAAGAGGUUAUGAAGCUCCGUCCGAGGUUUACCCGUAGGUUUACCCUGGGUUCAACUUGUCAAGAAUUUCGUGUAAGCCACAGACCAGACAUAGACUUUGAGGAGGGAGAGCUUAUAGCCUAUCGGCUGCCUAGCGCUGAUAGGAAAGAACACGUUUUCCAAGCCAUCUUCGCAAAGGUCGUAAAAGAGGAAACGUUAGGUGAACUGAAAAGCAAAGAAGAGGGAGCCGAACCGAAAGCUAUCGCAUCUGGCCAAGAGCUAGCCCUGGUACCAACCGGUGGUGAAAGCUUCCAAACACAGACAGAUCUGAUUCUAGAUUUUCAACGCGUCUACGAAAUACAGGUAAAUUCUGAUGAGGAAAUCAUGCCGGUGAAAGUUACUGACCUGUACAAAAUCGACAAAAAACAAGCAGUACAGGUUAUGGAAGAGACGGAGGCUCUUCAACAUGUGACAGACGUUCUCGAGGAGGCCUGGGACUUGGAAGACGAGGAUGACCACAAGAGGGUUAUCAAUCGGCUGUUUCUGUACUGGCAUCCAGAGUCAAAUACAAGUAACGGAGACUAUGCUCGACGAGUGAGUGAACACAUCAGGGGUGAAAUCAAAAGAUUGCUUAGGGAGGACGAAGAGCUUAGACAGAAUGAAGCUGCAUCGUCAUUGUCAGUUGGAAGCAGCGCAGUCGACCAUAGGUCGUAUCAAAGAGCAAUUUCAAUGGGCUACCAUAGUGGCAUUCGCCUUGAUAAAGUGUCAUUACAUUUGAACGUCAGAGGAUCGGGACCACCAUCGUCUGUUAACCAAGGCGCCCCAAGCACGAGACCAAUACGGCUCUUCUCUACGCCGCCUGAACGUACCUCGACUGCCAUAAGCAGUCUUCCAUCGCUUCCCCAUGAUAACUCGGGAAUGAUGCAGCGUCAAGUCGUGCGAAGACGUAGACGUAGACGCAAAUUACACAAAAGGUGUUUGUGCUACUCAGACUACAUUGAAAUAUUUGCUCAACUCGAAAAAAGCAUAAUUGAACCAAGGGGUCGCAACGAAAGUCGUACCGUCGCGGUAGGAGGUUCCGAGAGUGAGUUCAGCUCCCGGGGCAGCUGCAGUAAUGGGUCACAAUCGCUAGUCGUCAUACCAAACUACGACGAGGCUCGCAGAUGGUUUCGACAGGCAAGUAAUGACUUCCAUGCUGCACGACUUUGUAGUGAUGGCAGAUUCUACAGUAACGCGGCUUCCAUGUGUCACCAAGCCACAGAGAAGGCCCUGAAGGCUGCUCUGUUUGUCGUGGAUGGAUUUCAGCAUCGAGGACAUCGGCUCACCGACUUGGCUAGGGAUGUUGUCGCACGUCAUUCUACCUUCAAUGAGGUGGUUCAGGUUGCCCAUGAACUGUCCCUCCUGAAAUGCAACAACGAAUCAACACGCUACCCAGACCUUUGGGCAAUUCCCGACAUCCCAGCAGUAGCGUACAAAAAAGACGACGUCGACAAAAUGGUAAUUCUGACAGAGAAGGUGUUGACCCACGUGGCUUCGCUGAUCCAUUGGUGAAAGCAUUCUAGACAUUACGCAGUGUGCAUCUGUACAAAUAGCGACACCUAGCGGCGUGACAACAAACUGCUACCUACAAGUUAAAGCCGGCGUCUGUAUCCCGACCUGAGAGAGGACUCUGGCAGAAGUAGUACCAGUUGCCCUUUGCCUCUCCAUGAUGACUCAAGAAUGAUUCAGCAUCAAGACUUGCCAAGAUGUCAAGUUACAGAACAAAAUAUACCCUUCAUUUUUUGGUUGCGAAAGACUGUAUGCAAAAUAGAUACGUUCAUUCUAACUGUAAAUAUGUAUAAAGUUUCAGUGUAA
Messenger RNA from Branchiostoma belcheri (Belcher's lancelet), 13464 nucleotides. RefSeq names its product sacsin-like. Gene Ontology annotation, molecular function: Hsp70 protein binding. The transcript is spliced from 5 exons. NCBI's taxonomy places the organism in Eukaryota, Metazoa, Chordata, Leptocardii, Amphioxiformes, Branchiostomatidae. The record is from RefSeq and is a predicted model, not a curated record. Bases 1 to 13161 code for a protein of 4386 amino acids.